AAGCAAGGAGCAGAUUACCCGAUAACUCUCUCUCGCUCUCUCUCUCUCUCUCUCUCUCUCUCUCUCUCAGAAUGGCGAAUUCUGCAGCUUCACCUUCAAUUUCUUUCUUCUCAUCUUCAAUUUUCCUCACGCCCUCUCACCACAAUCCUAAAACUCUGAAACCCAUUUCCUUCAAAGCCCUAACACUAAAACCAUUUUCCCUCUCUCUCAGUCACGCCCAAUCCUCGCUAAUCCGCUCGGAACUCGCCACUCUCCCAGUCCUCUCCUUCGACGGUUCCAAGGUCGGCGAAACCACUCUCAGCCUCAAGACCGCCGCGCCGGACACGGCCCGCGCCGUCGUCCACCGCGGCAUCAUCACUGACCUCCAGAACAAGCGCCGGGGCACCGCCUCCACCCUCACCCGCGGCGAGGUCCGCGGCGGGGGCAAGAAGCCCUACCCCCAGAAGAAGACCGGACGCGCCCGCCGCGGCUCCCAGCGCACGCCGCUCCGCCCCGGCGGUGGCGUUGUCUUCGGUCCCAAGCCCAGGGACUGGUCCAUCAAGAUCAACCGCAAGGAGAAGCGGCUCGCAAUGUCGACGGCGCUGGCCAGCGCCGCAGCGGAGAGCGCCAUCGUGGUGGAGGAUUUCGGGGACAGGUUCGAGCGGCCGAAGACGAAGGAGUUCAUUGCUUUGAUGAAGAGAUGGGGGAUUGAUCCGAACGAGAAGUCGAUGUUCUUGUUGACGGAGCUAUCGGAUAAUGUGGUUCUGUCCAGCCGGAACAUUGGGACUCUCAAAAUGCUGACGCCGCGAACUCUGAAUCUGUUUGAUAUAUUGAACGCGGAUAAGCUGGUGUUUUCCAGGGCGGCUGUGGAUUAUUUGAACCAGAGAUACGGAGAUGAUUAUGAGGGCGAGAGCGAGGAUGAGUUUGAAGAUGCUGAAGAAGACCUUGAAGAAAUUGAGGAAGGUCAGGGCCCUGAGGCGACAGAGUGAUGCUGCGGCCUAUUUGCUUAUGCCAUUCCAGAUGACUUGGAGGAGGGUCUCCCUAGGUAGGGCCUUUGCCAAACCCAGUGGGCAUUUUGCUGUUUUUAUACUGCAAUUGUAUCGUAUUGUAUUGCGGGGGCCGGGUUUUGGUUGUUAUUGUUCUUUUUUUUUUUUUAAUCUUUUGUACCAACUAUUCUUUUUAUCUUGUUAUUUCAUGAAUAUUGCUCCCUUAUUAACCAA
Diospyros lotus (date-plum) is the source of this 1199-nucleotide messenger RNA. RefSeq names its product 50S ribosomal protein L4, chloroplastic. The coding region runs from base 72 to 968 and encodes 298 amino acids. Gene Ontology annotation, molecular function: structural constituent of ribosome. Lineage: Eukaryota; Viridiplantae; Streptophyta; Magnoliopsida; Ericales; Ebenaceae. Gene Ontology annotation, biological process: translation. Gene Ontology annotation, cellular component: ribosome. The transcript is spliced from 2 exons. The record is from RefSeq and is a predicted model, not a curated record.